UAUAAACAAUUUCUCUUUUAAAAUAAUCUCCGGAAAAUUAUGGAGCGGCCGACUCCCAGCGCUCGUCCAAAGAGCCCAAGGAAGGCCAAGGCCAAAAGACAAAAUCAGCAGCCAAUGAAGGUUGUGUACAUAACAAACCCGAUCAGGUUCAACACGAGCGCGUCGGAGUUCAGAUCCCUCGUCCAAGAGCUCACCGGGAAAGACUCCGACAUCGCCGACAACUUAGCCAAGUACUCUGACGAUACAAGGGCAGCUACUGUGGCCGGUUGUGCUGCAGUUUCUUCGUCGAGUGGUGAUAACAGUGCUGGCCUGGAUCAUGGGCCGUUGAAGAUGUUCGAUGAGUCAUUUGACAAGUUCCCUUGGUUUGUUGAGGAUUGUGGGUUUGGAAAUGAAGAUGCUGCUGCUGCUGCUGCUAGGUAAUUAUAUGCUUGGAAUUGUUUGCAUAUUUCGUUUGCAUUGAGGAUUGGAUUUGGUUAUGUAUGUAUUGUCCAAGAUCUGAGAGAUAAGAGAACCAAAUAAAGAAAUUUGCAUUCUCUUUUUUAAAUCACGCAAUUUCUGUAGAGGCCCUUUUUUUUA
Asparagus officinalis (garden asparagus) is the source of this 576-nucleotide messenger RNA. RefSeq lists its product as uncharacterized. The coding region runs from base 40 to 420 and encodes 126 amino acids. The record is from RefSeq and is a predicted model, not a curated record. Lineage: Eukaryota; Viridiplantae; Streptophyta; Magnoliopsida; Asparagales; Asparagaceae. The transcript has a single exon.